AUGAAGACUUCUGGCUUAAAAGCAUCUUUGCUCUUAAUAGCCAUUCUCGUUUUCACAGAUUGUUUGAAUGUGGAAGGCCAGGUUUGUCACCCAAGUGGCAAGAUCAGGGGUAAGAAGCCCCCUCCUGGAGAAUGCAACCAAGGCAAUGACUCUGAUUGCUGUAAAGAAGGCAAGCUUUACACAACAUACAAGUGUUCUCCAACAGUAUCUAGUCAUUCCAAGGCCUAUCUCACUCUUAACGGCUUUGAAAAAGAUGAAGAUGGUGGUGCUCCAUCUGAAUGUGACAACCAUUACCACUCUGAUGACACCCCGGUUGUGGCACUGUCAACUGGAUGGUAUAACAAAGGUAGCAGGUGCUUAAACAACAUCACUAUAACUGCUAAUGGGAGGAGUGUGGCGGCCAUGGUAGUUGAUGAGUGUGACUCAACCAUGGGAUGUGAUAGCGACCAUGAUUAUCAGCCUCCAUGUGCCAACAACAUUGUUGAUGCCUCAAGAGCAGUGUGGAAAGCCUUGGGGGUGCCUCAAGAUCAAUGGGGAGGGCUAGAUAUCACUUGGACCGAUGUUUGUCACCCAAGUGGCAAGAUCAGGGGUAAGAAGCCCCCUCCUGGAGAAUGCAACCAAGGCAAUGACUCUGAUUGCUGUAAAGAAGGCAAGCUUUACACAACAUACAAGUGUUCUCCAACAGUAUCUAGUCAUUCCAAGGCAUAUCUCACUCUUAACGGCUUUGAAAAAGAUGAAGAUGGUGGUGCUCCAUCUGAAUGUGACAACCAUUACCACUCUGAUGACACCCCGGUUGUGGCACUGUCAACUGGAUGGUAUAACAAAGGUAGCAGGUGCUUAAACAACAUCACUAUAACUGCUAAUGGGAGGAGUGUCGUGGCCAUGGUAGUUGAUGAGUGUGACUCAACCAUGGGAUGUGAUAGCGACCAUGAUUAUCAGCCUCCAUGUGCCAACAACAUUGUCGAUGCCUCAAGAGCUGUGUGGAAAGCCUUGGGGGUGCCUCAAGAUCAAUGGGGAGGGCUAGAUAUCACUUGGACCGAUGCCUAAUUUCAUGCAGUUAUUUAUGUUUCAGAUGUUUUCUGUGUUACUGCCUUUGUUCCUAUUUCCUACCAUGUA
This is a messenger RNA of Vitis riparia (riverbank grape), 1116 nucleotides long. RefSeq names its product putative ripening-related protein 1. The record is from RefSeq and is a predicted model, not a curated record. Bases 1 to 1047 code for a protein of 348 amino acids. Lineage: Eukaryota; Viridiplantae; Streptophyta; Magnoliopsida; Vitales; Vitaceae. The transcript has 2 exons.